Molecule: messenger RNA, 1000 nt
Organism: Monomorium pharaonis (pharaoh ant)
Lineage: Eukaryota; Metazoa; Arthropoda; Insecta; Hymenoptera; Formicidae
Exons: 3
Coding region: 279-719 (146 amino acids)
Source: RefSeq, a predicted model, not a curated record
GCGUAGUACCUCCAAGGAGAAUGUGGUUGUGCGAUGUAACGUCACGAUUUUUGGGAAUGUUCAACUUGCAUAGCAACAAUUUUUCUUCAAUCCUGUUUAAUCACAGGGACCUUGAUACGCGGCUCUGAAAAGAUACUGGCGUGGAAUUUUUUUUUAAUAAUACGGUUUUAAUAGUACUGUUCGUUUUUUUUUUUUUUUUUAAGAUCUUUUUAAGCUGAAGGGUUACAUCGUGCAAUUACGUUCGACUGCGAGUAAAGGGAGAUUUUUAAGGUCAGCUAAUGUCAAAAGAGCACCGAACCCAUGCGGCUUCCGAAAGGGCCAACGACUUGUGGUGCUACCAGUGCUUUACCAUGGAGCACGGUGAGAGAUGUGCCAAUCUCUCCGACAAUACCGGCAAUUCCAGCACCUUCAGGCACAAAUGCACGGACGACAGAAGAAUGUGCAUGGUGAAACGGUUCUCCUACACGAUUUCCACCACCGCGAACACGACCUCCAGCCAGAGGAUGUGGGCCCUCGAGAGGAACUGCACGAACAAAUGCGAGCCCGGGUGCAUCGUGAUCGGCGAGCGCACCAAGCUCUACGGCUGCACUGCCUGUUGCGAGAGUAAUCUAUGCAACAACGGUACCGGUACUGCCAACGACCUAACUAUCAAAGAAACCGACUUCCUGCUGGCCCUCGUGCUGCAAGCUGUCUUGACCGUUAUCAUGUACCCAUCCUGACAGUGUCAAUAAAGUUUCUGAUCACAAAUGAGGAUACAUGGGUCCCCAUCGCCAUCGCGGACGCCGGACGGUGCUUUCCAUCCAAUUUCUGCGUCCCCCUCAACAUUCGAGAGAUGUACCCCCCGUGAAAAAGUCUAACACUUCGCCGAUGGGACGCGUAAAAUUGUUCUUCGUGUAUGCGUAUAGUAUAGAUUAUAUUUAUUGCCAUGUAAAAUCUUCCUGUAUGACUCUUUCAAAAGUUUAUAAAUAUAUAUUUUUAAAUAUAAAAAUUACAGAGACUC